This is a messenger RNA of Ostertagia ostertagi, 279 nucleotides long. The record is from the annotation of a GenBank genome assembly. NCBI's taxonomy places the organism in Eukaryota, Metazoa, Nematoda, Chromadorea, Rhabditida, Trichostrongylidae.
AUGGGAGCCAUAGAAUCAAAAGUUGAUGUGGACAAGAUCCAUAAGGAGGUGACCUCGAGUCCUGUCAUGAUAUACACCAAGGAUGGUUGCAGUUUUUGUACCAGAGCUAAGAGUUUGCUCAACGAGGAGAAAAUUGAGUACACCGAAUGUAAUAUAGAUCGACUGAAAGAAACGGAUCCGAAACAGUAUAAACCUCGAGUCAAUGGUCUAGUUUAUAUGACGAGGCAAACGACAAUGCCACAGGUUGGUUAUGUCCUACUAAUUAUGUUUCAGAGUUAA